CUCGCUCGGCUCCCCGCCUGCCCGCCCGCGGCGCGCCCGUGAAGCGCCGGCACCGAGCGCCGAGCGCCGCCGGAGCUGCGGCUGCUGCCGGCCCGGAGCUGCUUCGAGACCGGGAGUGCUGCCACCGACAGCCUGAGCUCCUGCACGGCCCCGGAGCUGCGGCUGCCGCCGGACCGGAGCCGCUGCUGCUGCCGGCCCCGAGCUGCUCCGACACCCGGAUCUGCUGCUACCGAUACCCGAGCUGCGGCUGCCGCCGACAGCCUGAGCUCCUUCUCGGCCCCGGAGCUUCUCCGACAGCCGGAUCUGCUGCUGCUGCCGGCCCCGCUCCCCUGCGAUACCGGAGCUGCGGCUGCUGCGGACACCGGAGCUCCUGCCCGGCCCCGCUCCGCUCCCUCCGACACCGGAUCUGCUGCUGCCCGGCCCCGUUCCGCCUCCCGGAGCUGCUGCCCGGCCCCGGCGGCGCUGCCGGCCCCGCUCCGCUCCCGCAGGAUCCCGCUCGCCCUCGGCCCCGCCUGAGCGCAGUUUGGAGAUGCUCCAGCAUGCCCGCAGCUUCGCAGGAAAUCUCUGAUCAGAGCUGGUUUCUAGGAGAGACACAGACCUGCAGUCCCACGGCAGCGCCUUGACUCCAGAGCCAUCCCUGGCAGCUCCCAGAGCAGCAGCUGAAGGAUGCUGGGCGGGAGGAGAACUGCCUGAGCCUGCAGCAUGCCAGCGUGUGCCCCUGAGCACUGCAGCGCAGCCAGGUACAAUCAGACUAUGACCACCCUCGGGAAACCCUGCUCAGAGUGACCAAAGGACGAGAUUUGGCUGUGGGGGGGAAACACCAGCUCCAAGCCAAGCUGGAGAACCUAGAGCAGGUCCUAAAGCACAUGCGAGAGGCUGCGGAGCGGCGGCAACAGCUGGAGCUGGAGCAUGAGCAAGCACUGGCUGUCCUCAACGCCAAACAGCAGGAGAUCGAGCUGCUGCAGAAGGCUCAGGUUGAAGCCAAGAAGGAACAUGAAGGAGCAGUUCAGUUGCUAGAGGCCAAGGUGCGGGAGCUGGAGCAGAAAUGCCGGACGCAGAGCGAGCAGUUUAAGCUGCUGUCGCGGGAGCUGGAGCGGUUCCGGCAGCAGGCGGGCACCAUCGAGCUCCUGGGCACCUCCUCCUCCUCCUCGCUGGCCCCCCCGGGGCCCCCCGGGAAAUCCCUGGCACAGCUGAUGAACGGCAUCGCCACCUCCAUCGGCAAAGGCCAUGAGAGCCCCUCUGGAAGUCGCUGUGUGAUCUCAGAGUUCAUCAGGCCCCUGCAGAUCUCUGGGGACAAGCCAGAGCAGCUGUCUGUCAAACCCACCUUCCUGCCCAAGUCACGAUCUGGCACCCCAAGAUGCAGAUUUGAUUCAGACAUGGAUAAUGAUCAGAAUUCCAAUACCUCAAAGCAGAGAUAUUCUGGGAAAGUCCAUCUUUGCAUUGCCCGUUACAGCUACAACCCCUUCGAUGGACCCAACGAGAACCCCGAGGCCGAGCUGCCUCUCACGGCAGGAAAGUACCUCUACGUGUACGGGGACAUGGACGAGGAUGGCUUCUAUGAAGGAGAGCUUCUGGACGGGCAGAGAGGACUGGUGCCCUCGAACUUUGUGGAUUUUGUGCAGGACAGCGAGGCGCGGCUGUCGAGCGUGGAGGAGCAGAACGCGCUGAACCGCGCGGGGGCUGCGCUGGAGGCAGAGCUGGAACUCAGCCCCCCCGGGCUCCUGGAGCCCAGCAGCGGGCUCAGCAACGGCGCGGGCACCCUGGACGUCAACAUCGACGAGAUCGGAGAAGACAUUGUGCCUUACCCCCGGAGAAUCACCCUCAUCAAGCAGCUGGCCAAGAGCGUCAUCGUGGGCUGGGAGCCGCCGCUGGUGCCGCCCGGCUGGGGCACCGUCAGCAGCUACAACGUGCUGGUGGACAAGGAGGUCAGGAUGAACAUCGCCCUGGGCAGCAGGACCAAAGCCCUGAUAGAAAAGCUCAACACCUCCACGUGCACCUACAGGAUAUCCAUCCAGAGCAUCACCAGCAAGGGCAGCUCCGACGAGCUGCAGUGCACCUUGCUGGUGGGCAAGGACGUCAUCGUGGCCCCCUCCAACCUCCGCGUGGACAACAUCACCCAGAUCUCUGCGGAGCUCUCCUGGCUCCCCACAAACAGCAACUACAGUCACGUCAUCUUCCUCAACGAGGAGGAGUUUGACAUUGUCAAGGCUGCUAGCUACAAGUACCAUUUUUUUAAUUUGAAGCCCAAUAUGGCCUACAAGGUGAAGGUCAUGGCAAAGCCCCACCAGAUGCCCUGGCAGCUUCCCUUGGAGCAACGAGAGAAAAAGGAAGCCUUUGUGGAAUUUUCUACGUUGCCAGCAGGUCCUCCAGCCCCGCCUCAGGAGGUGUGUGUGCGGGCAGGGAGCGCCCCGGGCACGCUGCAGGUGUGCUGGAAGCCCCCAGCUCUGUCAGCCACGGGCACGUCCCACGGUGCCAGCGUCACAGGCUACGGGGUCUAUGCCAAAGGGCAGCGGGUGUGCGAGGUGGCCCUGCCAGCCGCGGAGGGCACGGCGCUGGAGCUGCUGCGGCUGCGUGCCCUGGACGCCCGCGAGCUCACCGUGCGGACGCUCUCCGCGCAGGGCGAGUCCCUGGACUCUGCCCCUGCUGCCAUUCCCCCUGAGCUCCUGGUGCCUCCGCCCCCCCACCCCAGGACUGCUCCCAAACCCAAGCCAUUAGCAAGUGCCGGAGCCCCAGAAACCAAAGAAGAACACUUCGGGCCGCAUUUCAAACGGGAUGAGUCCUGGGAGCAGACUCGCUCGGUGUCCCCCGUGCACGGACACAUGCUGGAGCCACCCGCCUUCCACGGCCCCCUCCAGGGCAGGAGAUCUCCAUCCCCCAACAGAAUCCUGCCCCAGCCUCAGGGCGCUCCGGUCCCCAACACCGUCGCAAAAGCCAUGGCGAGAGAAGCUGCACAGAGGGUGGCAGAGAGCAACAGGAUGGAGAGGAGGAGCGUUUUCAGCGAGAGGAGCAGCGCAGCCCCGUACUCGGACGAGGAGGAGGAGGAUGGCUACGACUCCCCCAGGGUGAAGCGGAGGGGAGCCUCGGUGGACGAGUUCCUGAAGGAGUCAGAGCUUGGGAGGCAGGCUCACUACUGCCUGGGGGACGAGUACCACACGGAGAGCAGCCGCGGCUCGGACCUGUCGGACAUCCUGGAGGAGGAUGAGGAGGAGCUCUACUCCGAGAUGCAGCUGGAGGAGGGCGGGCGGCGGCGCCUGAGCCUGGGCUCGCACGGCGCGCUCAAGCUUUUAGGUAACCCAGCCUCUGCAGGACGGCCUGACAGGGCGGAGCAUGCAGGGCGAAGGUCCUCCCAUGGCAGUGCAGUGCCACAAAGGUCUCGGCCCCUGCUGGUCCCCUCCAUUGAUGGCUACGGUGGCCAUGACCGCCUUUCCCCAGACAUUUACGAGGAGUCUGAAACAGACCCUGGCACAGAAGACCUUUCUACUCGAAUAUUUGUUGCACUUUUUGACUACGACCCACUGACCAUGUCCCCGAACCCCGAUGCUGCAGAGGAGGAGCUGCCCUUCAAGGAGGGACAGAUCAUUAAGGUUUAUGGGGACAAAGAUGCUGAUGGGUUUUACCGUGGAGAAACCUGUGCAAGAGUUGGCCUUAUCCCCUGUAACAUGGUCUCUGAGAUACAGGCAGAUGAUGAAGAGAUGAUGGAUCAGCUCCUUAAACAAGGUUUCCUUCCCUUGAACACUCCAAUUGAGAAACUAGCAGAGCCCCGUGGCCGGCGCGGGGGCCGGCAGCAGCCGCUGACCACCCGCAGGAUGGUGGCCCUCUACGACUAUGACCCCAGGGAGAGCUCCCCCAACGUGGAUGUGGAGGCUGAGCUGACCUUCUGCACUGGGGACAUCAUCACUGUCUUUGGUGAGAUCGAUGAAGAUGGAUUUUACUAUGGGGAGCUCAAUGGACAGAAGGGGCUGGUUCCUUCCAACUUCCUCGAAGAAGUGCCUGACGAUGUGGAAGUGUUUCUCUCCGACGCGCCCUCGCGCUACGCCCCCGACGCGCCCAUGCGAGCCAAGGCUAAACGGGUUCCUCCUGAGAAUACAGGUACCUCCCGGAGAGCACCUUCCCCCACAGUUCAUCUCCAUUCCGGGUCUCCUCCGUCACCUGUGAUGGGCUCUGGUAGCCCCGGGAGAGGCAGGGAUAUGGCCUCGAAAAAGAAAAAGGGGCUGCUUUCCAAAGGCAAGAAACUGCUGAAAAGGCUUGGUGCAGUGAAAUGAGUCCUGUGCUCCUGGACAACUUGUAAAGCUUCCAGUCUGUGUACCUUUUUUUUUUAAGUCAAAACUAGGGCUUUCAUGACUAUGCAGUACUUUACCAGACCGUUGCAUUUUUAACUCUGACAUCAAUAGAGUCAUGCCAAUUGCUUAAUCAAAACAGCAAGGAAAAAAGGGAAAUGGAUUUGUUGUUGCAAAAACAUUUUUUAAAAAGUAAAAAAAAAAAAAAAAAAAAAAAAGGUAUGGGAUUAAGACCAGAAGAACAUGGUUUUAUUUGAAGUCAUCUCAACACCUGCAAACUCCAUUGGAAAAAUCUCAGCCUUUAUUCUCCUUUAACCAUGAGUGGGGGGAGAAAACUCUUCACUGAUUGCUAGUUCAGAGAUCACCCCACUGGAUCCACUCAUUAACAAAAAUGGUCUUGAAACUCCUAGUUGAAUCAGCCUUGAUGUUUUGCCUUAUUAAUGCACAAUGAUUUGUACUGUCUAAUAAAUAUGCAGCGUAUACUUUGUAUGUACUGUGUAUGCAGCUGUGUCCAUCCUCCCUCCACCAGUAAUUCCAGAUGAACACUGGUACUGCCCCAGCCCUGUCUGAUGGACUCCUGGCAGUGUGCAAGUGCUGUGCUAAACCCUUUUCAGUUUUUGCUCCCCCAGUAAAAACCAAACCCCUGGACUGGUUUGCCAUUCUCAUUCCAGGGGAACCAGGCAGUGUAAGUUACUCAGAACCUCACCCCGUUUCCACCCUCCAGUUCUGGGGUUCCUGGUUCCCUGUUCUAAGCUACUGGGAAAAACCCAACUGCACACCAAAACCCCUUUAGUCCCCAGUUUUUUCCUGUGGAGGUUCAGUCCUAGGUUAAAAGGCAUUUUCAUUCUGCUGCUGUCAGAUUGAGGCAAGUCCAUCUGCAGUGAAAGGACAAAGUGUUACAGCCACAGCCCCAUGAGGCUGCACCAGGCUCUAGCAAACCCCAAUUGCAACAUUGGCAUAUCACAAAAACCAAUCCUCCACACUGAUGGCAGUCAUUGGCUGUUACUAUUUUGUAAUUCUUGUCCAUUUGUAAAUUGUUUUUACUGUUUAUACAUACUUUUCAGACUGCCUUUCUUUUUGUAAUUUAUGGAAGGUUUAUAAAUGAAUGAUCAAAGCUUCCCCAUUGUGUCUUCAGAUAACAAUGUAAAUUACUGUAAAAUACUGUGUGCUAGAUUACAACAUUUAAUUAAAGAAAAUAACUGGCCUACAUUUGUGGUAAAGUACUGUGUGGGUGUGUGCAUGU
This is a messenger RNA of Camarhynchus parvulus, 5520 nucleotides long. It is a transcript of the gene RIMBP2, whose product is annotated as RIMS binding protein 2. Gene Ontology annotation, molecular function: protein binding. Gene Ontology annotation, biological process: neuromuscular synaptic transmission. NCBI's taxonomy places the organism in Eukaryota, Metazoa, Chordata, Aves, Passeriformes, Thraupidae. The record is from RefSeq and is a predicted model, not a curated record.